Molecule: messenger RNA, 189 nt
Organism: Knipowitschia caucasica
Lineage: Eukaryota; Metazoa; Chordata; Actinopteri; Gobiiformes; Gobiidae
Source: the annotation of a GenBank genome assembly
AUGGAUGGGGCUGUCGCUGACUCACUGCAGCCCAGAUGGUCCACUGUGUCAGGGGAGAGGUGCUGGACAGGAGGCCCCCCUGACGUCACUCUGAGGCGGGCCAAAACCAGAACCAAGACCGACUACUGGUUCUGGUUUUUGGUGAUCGCAGUCGACGGGAGUAAGAUGGAUGAGAUCGGAGCGUUUUAA